CGGCGGGAGACGGGGGGGUGAGCCGCCACCUUGACGGGAAUCUAGUCCGUACAGCUUCUGGGAGUGGACGCCAUUUAUCCCCUUUUACCACCGACAUCUCGGCUCAUCCACCUCCUGCCGCUCCACAUCCGAAAGUCCAUUCCCUGAACUCCAUUUGGCACGAUGGCAGCAGAGCAGGAGAUGCCUACUUUCAAGCUGGUCCUGGUGGGCGAUGGUGGCACUGGCAAGACCACCUUUGUCAAGCGCCACCUGACGGGAGAAUUUGAGAAGAAGUAUGUGGCGACCCUCGGUGUGGAGGUGCACCCCCUGGUCUUCCACACCAACCGUGGCCCCAUCAAGUUCAAUGUAUGGGACACCGCUGGGCAGGAGAAGCUCGGAGGGCUGCGUGACGGCUACUACAUCCAGGCCCACUGUGCCAUCAUCAUGUUUGACGUCACCUCCCGUGUUACCUACAAGAACGUACCCAACUGGCAUAGAGACUUGGUCAGGGUGUGCGAGAACAUUCCUAUCGUGCUGUGCGGCAACAAGGUGGACGUCAAGGAUAGGAAAGUGAAGGCUAAGUCAAUCAUCUUCCAUCGUAAGAAAAACCUGCAGUAUUACGACAUCUCUGCGAAGUCCAACUACAACUUUGAGAAGCCCUUCCUUUGGCUGGCACGCAAGCUGAUUGGCGACCCUAACCUUGAGUUCGUCGCCAUGCCCGCCCUCCUGCCCCCUGAGGUACAGAUGGACCCACAGUGGCAGCAACAGAUUGAAAACGACCUCCAGGAAGCCUCCCAGACUGCCCUGCCUGAAGAUGAUGAGGACCUGUGAGGCUGUGAGGCUGUGGGCUGGAGGAGGAGGAGGAGGAGGAGGAGGAGGAGCAGCAGCUGGAGGUCUGAUGUUGUAUUGCUUGGCUUGUCUGAGUGUGUGAGAGUGAGGUGGUGUGGCUGAGUGUGUGUGUGUGUGUGUGUGUGUGUGUGUUUGGGGGCGAGUUUGUGUGUGUGUGUGUAUUUUUGGUUACAUUUGGUUAGGGUGUAUGUGUGCGUAGACAUAUUCCAUUGUGUGUGUGUGUGUGUGUGUGCGUAAGAGAAAAAAGUAAAAAAGAAAGAAUGAAAGCAAAAAAAAAUUUGAGUGUCUGUCUGUCUGUCUGUCCCAUUAGGCAAAUUCCAUGUAUGUAUGAGUGUAUGUAUGUGUCUUUAUGUAUGUAUGUAUGUAUGUAUGUAAUCUGCUUAGGCCUAUUCCAAUUAUGUAUCCUGGGCCUAGUUUUAAUAGCGUGUCUGUCUGCCUGUCUGUCUGUGUGUCAAGCUAUCUACAAGAGUGACCUCAGGAAGAAAAGGGAAUAUAUACCAUUAUGUACUGUUGACCUUGACCUCUUGACCUUAAGGCUGCCUGUGUACUCCUGCCGAAAUGAAAGUUACCCUGAAAAAUGCGCAUAAAAAUAAUAUUCUUUUUUUUUUCUUUUAUUAUUUCCUCGUCUUUCUGAAUAGCUUUGGUACUAUUACUACUACUAUUACUACUACUACUACUACUACUACUGCUGCUGCUGUUAUGCUGCUACAAUUGCUGUAAAGAAACAAUUGAGUGAAUAAAGAUGAAAUAUAUUUGGCUAUUGUUGAUUUUAAUGUUAGGUAAUUGUCAUUCGCUCUCUCUCUCUCUCUCUCUCUCUCUCUCUCUCUCUCUCUCUCUCUCUCUCUCUCUCUCUCUCUCUCUCUCUCUCUCUCUCUCUGUCUCAGCAAGUUAGGCAGGAAUUUCAUUUUUUUGUAAUAAAGACGAAGAAAUCA
Scylla paramamosain (green mud crab) is the source of this 1760-nucleotide messenger RNA. RefSeq names its product GTP-binding nuclear protein Ran (gene Ran). Gene Ontology annotation, molecular function: GTP binding; GTPase activity. The transcript has 5 exons. The record is from RefSeq and is a predicted model, not a curated record. Gene Ontology annotation, biological process: ribosomal subunit export from nucleus; protein import into nucleus. Gene Ontology annotation, cellular component: cytoplasm; nucleus. Lineage: Eukaryota; Metazoa; Arthropoda; Malacostraca; Decapoda; Portunidae. Bases 163 to 810 code for a protein of 215 amino acids.